Molecule: messenger RNA, 546 nt
Organism: Microtus oregoni (creeping vole)
Lineage: Eukaryota; Metazoa; Chordata; Mammalia; Rodentia; Cricetidae
Product: dynein light chain 1, cytoplasmic-like
Exons: 1
Coding region: 95-364 (89 amino acids)
Biological process (GO): microtubule-based process; cilium assembly
Cellular component (GO): cytoplasmic dynein complex
Molecular function (GO): dynein intermediate chain binding; dynein light intermediate chain binding
Source: RefSeq, a predicted model, not a curated record
UCGGUAGCGACCGGCUCUUCUUUGCUGCCUGAGCUGCGCCAGCACCUUCCUCGGGAGCUCGCAGCAGCCGGCUGGCCCCUGCUCCACGGCAACCAUGUGCGACCGGAAGGCGGUGAUCAAAAAUGCAGACAUGUCGGAAGAGAUGCAACAGGACUCGGUGGAGUGCGCUACUCAGGCGUUGGAGAAGUACAACAUAGAAAAGGAUAUUGUGGCCCAUAUCAAGAAGGAAUUUGACAAGAAGUACAACCCCACCUGGCACUGCAUUGUGGGGCGGAACUUCGGUAGUUAUGUGACACAUGAAACCAAACACUUCAUCUACUUCUACCUGGGUCAGGUGGCCAUUCUUCUGUUCAAAUCUGGUUAAAAGCAUGGACUGUGCCAAAUACCCAGUGAUCCAUCCAAAAACAAGGACUGCAUCCUAAAUUCCAAAUACCAGAGACUGACUCUUUAGCUUUGCUAAGGGAACACCUCGUUUGAAUCUGUUGUGUUUUGUGCGGAGCAUCAUCCUCUGUACGAGUUUGUGGUUACAAAAUAAUUAGUAAAACA